ACUUCAUAAUCAACUUUCCCAAGCAAAGCAUUUCUCCAAUCUCAUUAAAAACCCUCCAAUCUUCUUCCCAUACAAUAUCAAACAUUUCAACCCCACAAAUUACUACUAGCACCAGAUUUCCUCUGUUUUUCUCUGAUAAUGGCACCUAAAGAAGAAGCUUCUUCCGCGGCGAAUGAAACACCCAAAAAAAUGGCAACACUACAACUACAACAACAACAACAACAACAACAACAACAACAAGCUAAAACCCAUAUUCCAACUUGUAAUUAUUCCAAGAGGGUAGUGCUUAAAACAUUGUUAAGCCGUGAAGAUCGCGGUGUGGGAUUGGUUGGUGAAAGGAUUGUGAUUGGAGGGUGGGUUAAGUCUUCUAAAGAGGUGAGGAAACAACCACCCUUACCCCAGCCUGAUACUCUACCUCAACCGGGGCCGAAAACAGGGGAGAAGGAUGUGACUUGUACUGAAAUUUUGCAGAACCGGAUGCCUAUUUUCCGUACAUUCUUGAAGCUUUUUGGGGUUGGUAACCAUGCGGAGAAAGAUUCAUUAGGAGGGUUAGCACACAGAGUGCAACAUCCUGUAUUUUCCACUGUGUUUUUGCAAAUUAGUGAUGGCUCUUGCAUUUCCAGUCUCCAGGUUGUAGUGGAAUCAACUCUGGCUCCUCCUGGACAAAUCUUGCUUAAUGGUACUUGUAUUCUGGUGGAAGGUAUAAUACAGCCGCCUUCCACAGGCGGAAAGCAUAGUAUCGAGGUUAAAGCUGAGAAAGUGUUACAUCUUGGUGUAGUUGAAGAUCAUGAAAAGUAUCCUUUAUCCAAGAAAAGGCUCCCUUUGCAUACUUUAAGGGAUUGGGCUCACUUUCGUCCUAGGACAACUACUAUCGCUUCUAUUACAAGAAUCCGCCAUGCUCUUACACAAGCAACUCACAACUUCUUCCAGAACAACGGCUUCCUUUACGUGCAAGUUCCUGUAAUCACCACCACAGAUUCUGAGGGUUUUAAUAACAAAUUCAAUGUUACUACAUUACUUAAUAAGACUAAAUCAGAAGAAGAACCAACCAAGGGAAGUUCAAGAAAUGAAGUAAUUAGUGGUGUUAGCCUUGCAUCCAUUAAGGCUUCACUUAAGGAGAAGAGUCACCAAGUGGAAGAGCUAAAAAGAACAGACAGCAAUAGGGAAGCAUUACUUGCCGCGAUUCAGGAUCUUAAGAAAACAAAUGAGCUUGCUUCACAGUUAGAAGCUAAAGAGAAAAAAGAGAAAGCAAAGACUACUUCUGCCAUGGUUAAGCCUGAUAGACUUGAUUUCACAGAUGAUUUCUUUUCUUGCCAAGCUUUUCUAACAGUUUCAGGCCGGCUUCAUCUUGAAAGUUAUGCCUGUGCUCUUGGUAAUGUGUACUCUUUCGGUCCAAGAUUUAAGGCUCAAACAUCUCAUUCUACUAGGCAUGUGUCCGAGAUGUGGAUGGCCGAGGCUGAAAUGGCUUUUUCAGAACUAGAGGAAGCUAUGAGCUGUGCUACUGAUCUUUUGAAGCAUUUAUGCAAAUGGGUUCUUGAAAACUGUACUGAAGAUAUGAAGUUUGUCCUUAAACGGGUGGAUCAAAGCAUUGUUGGCCGUUUACAAUCAGUGGUGUCGACUAACUUUGAGAAAAUUCCCUACUGCAAAGCCAUUGAUAUUCUGAAACAGGUCAGAGAAAAGAAGUUUGAGUUGAAUGUCGAAUGGGGUGUUCCUCUUACUGAAGAACAUGAAAGCUACUUGGCUGAUGAAAUCUACAAAAAGCCAGUAAUCAUAUAUGAUUAUCCCAAGGAAGUUAAGCCCUUCUAUGUUCGCCAAAACGAUGAUGGGAAAACAGUUGCUGCGUUUGAUGUUAUUGUACCAAAGGUAGGAGCAGUGAUUAGAGGGAGUCAGAAUGAGGAACGCGUCAAAGUGCUACGUACCAGAAUCAAGGAACUAGGGUUGUCAAGUGAGCAGUAUGAAUGGUACUUGGAUCUUCGUCGAAAUGGAACAGCUAAACAUGCUGGAUUUAGUCUCACCUUCGACCUUAUUGUUCUUCUGGCUACUGGAAUCUCAGAUAUCCGUGAUGUUAUCCCAUUUCCAAGGAGCUAUGGAAAAAUUAGCAACUAAUAUCUGCAACUCUUUUCAAACAACUUACUGUAACACUUCAUCAGGGUCCGAAAUAUAACAAAAACCAGAAGUUAUAUAUAUAUACUUCGUAUAUGAUAAAUGUAUAAUUAUGUAAAUAUGUAAUGUUGUACUCUCUCAUCCAUGUAAUUAUGUAAGUAAAUACCAUUACAAGAGUAUAGUAAUGUAAAUGAAAUGAAAGCCUUGCAUAUUUGUUUUGUUA
Messenger RNA from Spinacia oleracea (spinach), 2326 nucleotides. RefSeq names its product asparagine--tRNA ligase, cytoplasmic 2. Lineage: Eukaryota; Viridiplantae; Streptophyta; Magnoliopsida; Caryophyllales; Amaranthaceae. Gene Ontology annotation, cellular component: mitochondrion. Gene Ontology annotation, biological process: asparaginyl-tRNA aminoacylation. The transcript has 6 exons. The record is from RefSeq and is a predicted model, not a curated record. Gene Ontology annotation, molecular function: asparagine-tRNA ligase activity; ATP binding. The coding region runs from base 139 to 2106 and encodes 655 amino acids.